Messenger RNA from Perognathus longimembris pacificus (Pacific pocket mouse), 1128 nucleotides. Its product is annotated as neuropeptide Y receptor type 4-2-like. Lineage: Eukaryota; Metazoa; Chordata; Mammalia; Rodentia; Heteromyidae. The record is from RefSeq and is a predicted model, not a curated record. Gene Ontology annotation, cellular component: neuron projection; plasma membrane. The coding region runs from base 1 to 1128 and encodes 375 amino acids. Gene Ontology annotation, biological process: G protein-coupled receptor signaling pathway. The transcript has a single exon. Gene Ontology annotation, molecular function: pancreatic polypeptide receptor activity; neuropeptide binding.
AUGAAUACCUCUCACUUCCUGACUUCGCUUUCCCCAGGAUUUUCCCUGGGUGGGAACAAAAGCCACCCAUUGAGCAUUCUGUACAACUUCUCUGACCACUGCCAGGAUUCUGUGGACUUACUGGCCUUCAUCAUCACCUGCUAUGGCAUUGAAACUGUCUUGGGGGUCUUGGGAAACCUCUUCUUGAUAUGUGUAACCAUGAAGCAGAAAGAUAAAACCAAUGUGACCAACCUGCUCAUUGCCAACCUGGCCUUGUCCGACUUACUAAUGUGCCUCAUCUGCCAGCCACUCACGGUCACCUACACCAUUAUGGACUACUGGAUCUUUGGUGAGGCCCUGUGCAAGACGUCAUUCUUCAUCCAGUGUGUGUCUGUGACAGUCUCCAUCCUCUCUCUUGUCCUUGUAGCCUUGGAGAGGCAUCAGCUCAUUGUCAACCCAACCGGCUGGAAACCCAGUGUCCUUCAGGCCUACCUGGGAAUUGUGGUAAUCUGGCUCAUUGCAUGCAUCCUUUCCUUGCCUUUCUUGAUCUAUAGCAUCCUUGACAGUGUCUUCCAUCAGGAGCACCCUAAGGCUUUAGAGUUUCUGGCAGACAAGGUAGUGUGUACUGAGUCUUGGCCCCAGGAACACCACGGUAUCAUCUACACCACCUUCCUGCUGCUCUUCCAGUACUGCAUCCCGCUAGGCUUCAUCCUGGUUUGCUACCUGCGCAUCUACUUGUGCCUGCGGAGGCAAGGACGUGUGAUCCACAGGGGCACCUACAGCUCACGAGAGGGGCAGAUGAAACGGGUCAACGGGGUACUCAUGGCAAUGGUGGCUGCCUUUGCAGUGCUCUGGCUGCCCUUGCACAUAUUCAAUACCCUGGAGGACUGGUACCCCGAGGCCAUCUCCGUGUGCCAUGGUAACCUUAUCUUCUUGGUGUGCCACCUGCUUGCCAUGGCCUCUACCUGUGUCAACCCUUUUAUUUAUGGCUUCCUCAACACCAAUAUCAAGAAGGAGAUCAAGGCGUUUGUGCUGACCUGCCAGCACAGCCCUUCCCUGGAGGAGGCUGAGCCUGUGCCCCUGUCCACAGUGCACACGGAAGUUUCCAAAGGGUCUCUGAGGCUGGGUGGCAGGUCUAAGGCCAUCUAG